AUGCGCUCAACUUACGCUCUGCUCUUCACUGCGACCAUUCUCCUCGCAUGCAGCGACGUUCUGUCAGCAGUCGCAGACAAGGACACGUCCAAGCUUGAUAAGGCACCGGCGCCUACAUCGAUCCUGUUGGCUCCUUCGAUCGAAGCUGCCGUCGGAAAGCGGCUACUGAGAUCGAACAGAAUGGAUUACAUUGUCGACCACAGCGUGGGCGAUGACGACCAUGAGAGCGACAUCGAUGGAGAAGAAAGAGGUGGGACUUUGAGAAUACCUAAUCAGAGGAUUAGGAAAUGGCUAUCGAAGGAUCUGACGCCAAAUAAAGUGAAAGCCAAGUUGAGCAUCUCAAGCCAUACUGCCACGGACAGCGAGAUUUAUAAGCUCUACCAAAGCUACCUCGCGUCGCACGCGAGAGCCCAUCACAGCGUGAACCGCUUUUAG
Messenger RNA from Phytophthora infestans T30-4, 435 nucleotides. RefSeq names its product secreted RxLR effector peptide protein, putative. The record is from RefSeq and is a predicted model, not a curated record. Bases 1 to 435 code for a protein of 144 amino acids. The transcript has a single exon. Lineage: Eukaryota; Oomycota; Peronosporomycetes; Peronosporales; Peronosporaceae.